Messenger RNA from Ilyonectria robusta, 1840 nucleotides. RefSeq lists its product as uncharacterized. The transcript has 2 exons. Bases 79 to 1773 code for a protein of 564 amino acids. NCBI's taxonomy places the organism in Eukaryota, Fungi, Ascomycota, Sordariomycetes, Hypocreales, Nectriaceae. Gene Ontology annotation, molecular function: DNA-binding transcription factor activity, RNA polymerase II-specific; zinc ion binding. Gene Ontology annotation, biological process: regulation of DNA-templated transcription. The record is from RefSeq and is a predicted model, not a curated record.
GACAUAUCCUUGUGUCUAGACGUCGAAGCGACUUCAGCAUCAUCUGACUCUGGCAAAUCCAGUCACAAGUUGUCAUUCAUGAUCGGUGAAAAGGCAGAGCUCGGCGCGAAGCCCGUGGCAGCACGCAAGAGACGCGCUCACAAGAAGGUCAAGACGGGAUGCGCCACCUGCAAAAUUCGAAAAGUGCGCUGUGAUGAAGAGAAACCUGCCUGCAACCGCUGUGUCUCAACUGGGCGCAAGUGUGACGGCUAUGCGGUACCCUCCGAGCCGCCCAAGGGAGUCACGACAAGCUUGCAUCUCUACCGCCCAGCUGCCGACGCCAAGCUCAUCCUCCCCGCAAAGAACCUCAACGAGAUCCGAAGCUACCGAUUCUUCAUGGAUGUCACGGCUCCUACUAUCGCCACCACGUUCGACGCCGACUUCUGGCGGUUCGAAGUUCCCAGGAUAUGCCAAUCCGACCCCGCUAUAUGGCACGCCAUCGUGAGCUUUGGAUCCAUCCAUGAGAGUUACGUGACUCCAGGACCGUCGCAAUACGUCAAAAACUUGUUCGCUAUGCAGCAGUUCAGUGCCUCUAUUCGAUAUUUGACUGCUCCAAGCUACACUGAUAAAUGGAGGGCGCUCGUCAUCAGCACCAUCUUUACAUGUGUAUGCCAUCUCGAGGGACUUCCAGACCAGGCUCGCAUGCAUCUCCGAGCUGGCCACAAGCUUCUUGAGGAAAUCCUGCUCGAAGAAAGAAGCCGCCACGUCAAGGGACUCGGUCCUCACUUACCACGCUCGCCGUCAAGCAUGGCCCCGGUAUCGUUAUCUUCAAUCAGCUCUAUCCUCACCGGCUUCCAAAUUACAGAGCAAGCGCUAAGUCGAGGCGGCAUCUCGGAUCUUCCCACGUUGAUAUCGCACCACGAUGGCUUCACCGCGUGGCGCUAUUACACGGCACCAUCUAAGUCGCCGUACUUGACAGUCGAGAACCUGACAAGGGCUACUCGGGCUGCUGAGUCGCUGUUGAAUGGCCUCUGUUUUUUUAUGCAGAAACAUUCCGAAGAAAUCAAGGACCUCCUCCUCGGCAGAGGUGAUGCUAGAUCGCUGGAGUCUAUCGCCUCGGAACAAGGGCUAGAGACGAGGUGCUUCAGAGAAAUCUCAAAGACAAUUCGUUCUUUGGAGGCAGAACAGACGACUGCUGAAGCAUGGAACGAUAGCACAGAUUAUCCGUUGAAGAAAGCCCUCCUCACCCUAAAGCUAUAUCACGAAACCAACCGUUUCAUCAUCUUAAAAGAUCCAGAUGAACCUGACAUGGCGAAGAGAAUCGCAGCUUUGCCAGCAAUUGGUGUGCGAAUUGUCGACCUUGCCGAGGAAAUCCUCGACCUUCCAAAGACGGGAAACGACAAGUCUUUCGUGCCGAGUCCUGCGACCUCCAACCCACUAUUUGUUGUUGCGCACUCUGGGUUUACCCGAGAAUCACGACGACGUGCAGUGCAACUGCUCAAGCGUCCCCAAAUGGUAGGUCUUUGGGAUACUCUGCUCACGGCGAGGAUAGCCGAGGCUAUUAUGGAGAGGGAGGAGAUGGUGGCAUAUCAGGAUCAGUUGAGAAAGGUUUCAGAGGGAACACUGGCCCCGGAAUCGAUGCAGAUGAGUGGCGAUGUUCCGAUGCAGCCUUUGCAUCGUAUUUUCAGCAUGACCGUCUCCGUGACUGGGAGAAGGAAGGCAACUAUAUCAUUGCGGACGUGGCAAGACUGGAUACAAGGGGAACGCGGGCAGCAGAGCGUCAUCAAAUGGUAAUAGUGCCAUAAUAGCGAAGUGCCCAGUGUAGUUUAUAUCUUAGACCGUGCUGGUUAAUAGACAACGC